Messenger RNA from Salarias fasciatus (jewelled blenny), 1215 nucleotides. It is a transcript of the gene ypel3, whose product is annotated as yippee-like 3. The transcript has 5 exons. Bases 395 to 754 code for a protein of 119 amino acids. The record is from RefSeq and is a predicted model, not a curated record. Lineage: Eukaryota; Metazoa; Chordata; Actinopteri; Blenniiformes; Blenniidae.
GCUCUGAUUGGCUGCCGCCGGUUUGUUUUGCACCCCUCAGACUUCCUCCUCUGCGUGUUUUUCAUAAACAAACCACAUUUUUCUCCCGCCGGGGCCGCCGCUCUCUGUCCCUCUCAGCCUGCCAGCAUUGUGGGACUGCAGCUCCGCACUUGAACAAAAGGCAGUCGGGGAGCUUUGAGAACCGCUGCUGGUUCAAAGGACAGACGCGGGGAAAAAGCAGUGUUGUCGUUUUUUUUUUUCCUUUUUUUUUUCUGUCCCAACCGACGGCGCGUGGUCCUCUUCUGAGCCCAGACAUUUUCUCUCUUUUGUUUUUCCUGCUCCGUGUGUGUGUUUCCCUUCUGUCAGUCACACCGGUCGGCUGUGUGGACUGCGAGGAUCCCCUUUAUUAUCAGAUAUGGUGAAGCUGACAAAGGCCAAGACGUUCCAGGCCUACCUGGACUCCUGCCACCGCCGUUACAGCUGUGUGCACUGCCGCGCCCAUCUGGCCAACCAUGACGAUCUUAUCUCCAAGUCUUUUCAAGGCAGCCAGGGCCGAGCCUACCUCUUCAACUCUGUGGUCAACGUUGGCUGUGGUCCCGCAGAGGAGAGGCUGCUGCUCACAGGGCUGCACGCAGUGGCCGACAUCUACUGUGAAAACUGUCACACCACACUGGGCUGGAAAUAUGAACAGGCUUUUGAGCUGAGUCAGAAGUACAAGGAGGGGAAGUACAUCAUCGAGCUGUCCCACAUGAUAAAGGACAACGGCUGGGACUGAGGAGGAAGUGUUCGUCUUUUCUUCAUGACUUUUUUUUUGCAAAAGUUGUAUCAUCCACUCAGCUCAAAAGGGUUCCAGUGUAGCUUCCUCAUCCCGCGUUCGAGCCAUCGCUGUGCAAAACGUUCACUUCAUACAGCUUUGCCAAGAAUAGCAUGUGAUGCCUUAUCUUUGUCUGUCCUCCAUGUUUUUCCAGCGGCCACGACAACACAUUUGCCGAUAUCACUAUCCCAAUUGCUAGUUGUGCUGGAAAGUGGACUGAAUGAGUGCAGGGUUUGGUGUGUGGAAGAGUGGGAGUUGUAGUCACUCAUGCACCAGUGGGUGUUGGAUUGUUUGUUUUUUUUGUUUUUUUUCUUUUAAGCUUGUGUAAUAGUGAUCAGACCUUUUAUCUGUGACCACUUUACAGCCUGGCUCGGCGGUGGCCGACCCUGUGCACGUCGAGUAAAUUGAUCUUUCACAUCAGA